This is a messenger RNA of Ceratosolen solmsi marchali, 1921 nucleotides long. RefSeq lists its product as uncharacterized. The transcript is spliced from 2 exons. Gene Ontology annotation, biological process: peptidyl-L-cysteine S-palmitoylation; protein targeting to membrane. Bases 1 to 1845 code for a protein of 614 amino acids. Gene Ontology annotation, cellular component: endoplasmic reticulum; Golgi apparatus. Lineage: Eukaryota; Metazoa; Arthropoda; Insecta; Hymenoptera; Agaonidae. The record is from RefSeq and is a predicted model, not a curated record. Gene Ontology annotation, molecular function: protein-cysteine S-palmitoyltransferase activity.
AUGGGCAACAGCAACAGCAACAGCAUCAGUAUCGGCAUUGGCGGCAAGAGCAGCGAGGCUGGCGACAAAGACGGCCUAAUAAAUCGGAGCGUCGGCACCCGACUCGCCACUCGGCUCUCGCGCUACUGCUCCCUCCAGGAGGUCGGACUCACACCCCCGGAGCAACGUCGCUUCCGGCGGAGCCACGGGCUCCAGCUACCGCUGCACCCGCAGCAGCUCCUCGGCUGGCUUGUCCUCCUCGGUCUCGCUAGCGGCACCUUCGCCUCACUCAUACCGGCCCUCGGGCCCCAACUGCGUCCCGCCGUCCUCGGCAGCGUCAUCGCGACCCUCAUUCUUCACGUGGCCUCGCACCUCGCGGCCCUCCUCCUCGAUCCCGCUGAGCCGGCAGUGCGCCGCCAGCCAAUCUCCCAGCGUGUCCCGGAAUUCGACCGGAGCCGACACCGGCACGUCAUAGAGAACGGGCGCUGCCACCUGUGCAACGUCGAGGCCUCCAGCCGCCGCACCAAACACUGCUCCGUCUGCAACAAGUGCAUCGCCCGCUUCGACCACCACUGCAACUGGCUGAACAGCUGCGUGGGUAGCCGGAACUAUCCGGCGUUCAUCGCGUGCCUGGUGACGGCGGUAGUCGCCGCCCUCGCGGUCCUCGCCCUCUCGGUAGCCGAGCUCGCCCUCGUGAGGCUCGGAGUCGGGGCCGAGGCCGAGGCCCGGCCCGGCAUGGACAACGUCACCCUCCCCAUGAGCCUGCCCCUCCCGGGCCCCGGCUCUCUCAUCGUCAUCUCCGUAGUCGGGCUCCUCUCCGCGAUCGCCGCUGUCCUCCUCAUCCACCUCUGCUUCUUCCACGGCUACCUCGCCUGCCUCGGCCUUAGCACUUACGAGUACGUGAGGCGGAGACGGGCGGCUCGACCGGAUCCGGCACUCCAGCCGAUCAGCCAGCCCCGGGAUGAGCCGGUGCCCGGAUACCGCGAGGCGGGCACGCCAGCCGAAGAAUCGCCCCGACGGGGCUUCGCGCGAUCCUUCAUCCCCGGGGCCGGCCCGCGCCAAGACUGCCGAAACUUCCGGCUCUGCUUCUCCUACGACUCGCGGUUCGACGAGACCUCGAUCGAGGUCAGCUCGCGGGCCCGCUCCGAGCCGGAAGAGGGACAGCGAAUGCGGGCCCGAAUUGCCCAGCCGCCGGAGCGGCCGCCCCUCGAACUCAAGCCCUCGACGCCCUCCCCGGUCUCGUGCUGCUUCUCGCUCAUGGGGGCCUCCUCGGGGCCUGGCAUCGCGGCCCUCGGCCUCGGCAAGCCCAAGCAGCGUGAGGCAAGGUGCGUCGAGGCCGAGCCUAUCGGCGGCACCCGCGCUUGCGCGACGAUGCGCCGCAUUCAGAGGUUCCUGCGCACGCGGCUCAGGAAGAGCGCGCGACAGAGGGCCUUGAGCGCGGAGGUACGCACCGGCCGUAAAAACAGGGUCAAGCCUACGGGAGAUAAGGCCGGAGAUGUCACGGAGACGACGGCCGGCUCCCCUCCGACGCCCAUCACGGAGAUUAGCGGCGAGACGCCGCAGCCGAUUACGCAGACGCAGGAAAGACUGCCACCGCUGAACCUCGGGCCGAGACACCGACUCAAUAAACCCGAGCUCGUGCUCGCUGACCCGAGUGGACUGGCCGCGGUCAAGAGGAGCCAGGCCCAUCUGCGCCUACGGCGACCCCCCCUCGGGCAUAAGAGGCCCAGGUUCAAAGUGGGACCGCACCUAGGCCAGUCGGCGCAACUCUCGCCUAUACCCGAAUCCGAGUUGUCCAAACCGGCCUCGCCGAGAUCCCCGCCACUGGCCAAUCGUUUCACCUUCCCGCCGUUGAGUAGUUCAUAAUCGUCAGCCUCGACACAUUGUUUUCUAGUUAUAGCGUAUAGAAAAAACUUUGGGCGAGCCGGGAAUCUUCCCUCUC